AUGCAGGCGUACAAGUCACAGUACGACGCCCUCGCCAAGCACGAGGCCGGAAGUAAAGUGAAAUAUAUCUGGCUUCACCUACUCGCCCUCUACUUCCCGCACGAAAAGGGAUUUGGCAUCCUAACCCAGGACUGGCCCUGCGAAGGCAGUCUCGACCUCUCCAUCGCAUACCUCGCACCCUGCACGUCCGAUACCCGAGAUCUGCGCCACCAGCCGAAGAAUAUGUUCUUCCUCACCUCCGAGAACCGUGAACACGAGGAUAAUCCCGAGACCCUGGACCGCAUCCUGAAGAAGUUCACCAAGAAGAUGAAGAAGCUGACCAUCAAGGAUCAGCAUGACAAGAUCCUGUGUGCGGCUGUUGCCACUGGUACCCAUGUUCGUUUCUUCUGGCUCGAGGUCGGACACGAGGAGCUGACGGAGGGCGACUUCGGUGCAUACCUGGAGCUUGAGGUGCACGAGAAGGCGAUCAACUUAAUCCUGGAACAGUUCAACUAUGAUCUGGUUGGCCAAUGGGGGCUGGUUUGA
This is a messenger RNA of Penicillium manginii, 525 nucleotides long. RefSeq lists its product as uncharacterized. The transcript has a single exon. Lineage: Eukaryota; Fungi; Ascomycota; Eurotiomycetes; Eurotiales; Aspergillaceae. The record is from RefSeq and is a predicted model, not a curated record. The coding region runs from base 1 to 525 and encodes 174 amino acids.